Molecule: messenger RNA, 1185 nt
Organism: Closterium sp. Naga37s-1
Lineage: Eukaryota; Viridiplantae; Streptophyta; Zygnematophyceae; Desmidiales; Closteriaceae
Source: the annotation of a GenBank genome assembly
AUGGGCAGCGACUACCUGAUGCCGUACAUCACCAAGUCGCUCGUCUCAAAGCAGGGCACCAGCUUCGCCACGGCAGGCGCCGGCACCAAGCCCUGGAUCAACAGCAACCAGACGUGGAGCUUGCAGCAUCAGCUGGAGUUCUUCAGCCAGUACGCUGCCGACCGCAGGGGAAUGAAAUUCAACACAGCAGUCUUCGUUAUCAGCAUCGGCACCAACGACUAUCUCGACGCGAUUCUAGGGGACGGAGGCGACAAGGCGGCAGCAGACCUCGUCUCGUCCACCACCAACGCCAUCGUCGACGCGAUUCUCGUUCUCUUCAAGACCACGCGCGCCACUAAGUUUGUUGUUUACCACCUGGCCCCUCUCGGGUGCAUUCCCGCCGUGCGCUUAGCUAAGGGUCUCGUGAGCGAGUCCGCCGGAUGCUACGAGCCGGCCAAUCAGAUCGCGGCGGAGCACAACCAGGCGCUGUCGAUGAAGCUGGACAAGCUGCGGGCGGCGGGAGUGAAGGAUUUGAUUCUUUUCCGCAUGUCGAGCGGAUUUGAGAACCUUCUGCUCAAGGAUGGAACUGCUUUCACCAGCAAGCUCACUCCCUGCUGCCAGGGCGAAACCCCCAAGGGCGAGAGAAUUUCUUGCGGGCAGACCGUGGAGGAGGGAGGCAAGAACUACGCCGCAUCAGUUGACGGGUUCUAUGAGAUGAACUUGAUAGCGAUGAACGACAAGGAUGAGAUCUAUGAGGAUCCUGAGUCUACUGAGGUUGAUGAGAGCGAGGACACGGAUGAUACGGGAGCGAGUGUGGAGGCAGCAGUGAAGCAGGAAGAAGAGAUAGUCACCAUGGAGGCAGCAGCGGUGAAUGAUGGAGAUGGAGAUGGUGUCAACACUUUUGCAGCAGCGGUCGUGGUUAAAGAUGAAGCAGUAAAUGCGAAGUGUGUGGGAGUUGAAGCUGUGAAAGGGGGCAUCAUGGUGAAGGGAUCAACGGCGAAUGCAACUGCAAAGGGGCGAGUGCUUAUGAAAGAGGAACACGUUGAGGGGUACAAGACCCGAGAGGUGUUGGGUGCUAAGAUUCCGAGGAGAAGCGAGAGGCUUAAGAAGAUGCCUCAUGGUUUGGAUAUCAAGGCGCUCAACUUCAAGACACGUAAGCAGAGGUUCAAGGUGCAGGAGCUGCAGGGGAGCGUAAAGCCGACUUAG